This is a messenger RNA of Gambusia affinis (western mosquitofish), 2088 nucleotides long. RefSeq lists its product as uncharacterized. NCBI's taxonomy places the organism in Eukaryota, Metazoa, Chordata, Actinopteri, Cyprinodontiformes, Poeciliidae. The record is from RefSeq and is a predicted model, not a curated record. The coding region runs from base 1 to 2022 and encodes 673 amino acids. The transcript is spliced from 11 exons.
AUGACAGAACACUCCAGCCAACAAAGCAGCCCAGCGGACGCUAUCAGGAGAUCGCUAUCCGAGCAACACACUAUCCUUCAAUCCCACGAAGCCGCCUUGCGAGAGCUAAGUACCCGCCAAACCGAAACCAAUCGACGGCUAGCGGAGCUCACUAAUUUCCUGCAAAACUCUGUUCCUCCCUCCCCGUCUCCGGAGCCUGUAUCAGCCCCAGAUCCGGUCCAGUCAGCUCAGCCGGUGUUUGGUGAGAUCCGACCCCCAACUCCUGAGAGGUUCUCCGGUGAUCUGAGCAAGUCGGGCAUUAGAGUGGGCGGAGGCCCGUUUUUCUUCCUCGAUAAACUAUGGAAUAAGAGCCGCGGCAUCUGGCUGGAACGCUACCGCUCUAAAAGGGUCCGGUCCCGGGUUAGAGAAAAAAAUCGGAGAAGUUCCCCGGCUAGGACCUACGCAGCCGCUGUCUCUAUUCCCUCGGUCUCCCCUCCUCCGACUCCCACAGACCCCGAACCCAUGCAGGUGGGCCGCACUCGCCUCACCCCGGAGGAACGACGCAAACUGUCCGGUACGGUUAAACCCCCAGGUCCGCCAGUAGGCGAGGGGACUGGUGGACCAAUCUAUGAGGGACGAAUCUCCUCGUUUUCUGUUACCAGCCUCCUUGAUCAGCAAUGGGCAGACGCUUCCGCUCCGGUUCAUGACGCAACCAUUUUUUCCAAACUAGACCUGAGGAACGCUUAUCACCUACUCCGCAUCCGUCAAGGAGACGAGUGGAAGACCGCGUUCAAAACUCCCAUCGGCCAUUUUGAAUAUUUGGUCAUGCCAUUCGGGUUGUCCAACGCCCCAGCUUAUUUCCAAGCCCUGGUCAAUGAUGUGUUAAGAGACUUUCUAAAUGUAUUCGUUUUUGUAUAUCUGGAUGACAUUCUGAUUUAUUCUAAAUCCCCAGCAGAGCAUAAACGUCAUGUCCGUUUAGUCCUUCAACGUCUCUUGGAGAACAGGCUUUAUGUUAAAGCAGAGAAAUGCGAAUUUCACAAAACAUCUGUCUCCUUCCUUGGUUUCAUCCUAGAGGGCGGGCAGGUGAGGCCAACGGAAGAGAAGAUUCGGGCGGUGUUGGAGUGGCCGGUUCCAGAGACAAGGAAACAAUUGCAACGUUUCCUUGGGUUUGCCAACUUUUACCGCCGGUUCAUCCGAAACUACAGCCAAACCGCCCAGCCAUUAACUGCUCUAACAUCCACUAGGACCCCAUUCAGUUGGACUCCCGAAGCAGACACUGCUUUCAUUCAACUCAAGACCCUCUUCUCUAAUGCUCCCGUUCUAAUCCAACCUGACCCCUCCAGGCAGUUCAUUGUGGAGGUCGACGCCUCGGAUACCGGAGUGGGGGCCGUACUAUCCCAGGAACCAGAAAUGUCAAGCCAGAUGCUCUGUCCCGCCUCCAUGCUCCAGACGACGCAGAGGAGAUACCGGCCCCCAUCCUUCCUCCCAGCUGCACCGUGGCAGCUGUCACAUGGGAAAUCGAGGACCUCAUCAAACAGGCCCAACAAACCGAACCACCCCCCGACUCUUGCCCACCAAACAAGAUUUACGUUCCGACCUCCGUCCGGGCCCGUUUCAUUCAGUGGAUCCACGCGUCCCGCUUCUCAGGACAUCCAGACGCCCAUGGUCUCACAUUGCUGUGGAUUUCGUCACUGGAUUACCACCAUCCAAAGAUGGCGCCUGACCCACCUUUUCCCGGAAAGGUGUGUCACCGCCUUCCACACCGGCAGUCUAUCAGCUCAUCUGUGUUGGAGUACAAGAGGGCCGCACCACCUAUACUUCAACGCUGGAGUGUUAGCCUUCCAUGCGUCUCCAGUUUUUCCUCCGGCAGGCAGUCGUUCUUCUGGUCUGUCCUCCUGCACGUCCGAGCCUACCUGCCCGCUCUCCACCGAUCCUCCAUAUCGUCUCCCGGAUUAUCCUCUGUCUAAACACCGGACCAUCUGGAACCACAAAGAAGAUCCCAGACUAUUUUUCCCACCCCACAAUGUGCUGCUUGUUUCCUGAGCCUAUACCCCCCGGAACAGGACCGUUCCAUCCAUCCUUUGUUUACAAAUAAACUGCCUUCACUGA